ACUUUUAAAUGUUCCCUCCGCUCCUCACGUUCCUCUUCUCUAAAACCACUUUUUUUUCUUCACAUAUAAAUUUUUCUUCUUUUUCCAAAUGUUUCAUUUUAGUCAAAUUAACAGCCCAACUGUCUAAAAAGCUUUUCAUCACCUUUAUGAAAGAGUUUUCAUGGAGUGAUCAAUCAUUGAAAAAUUGAAAAAACAGAAAAAAAAAGUUUUUUUUUAAAAGAAAAUUGAUAACCCAUAGAUCAAGGAAAAAUGUUCUUUUAAUAGAGUAUUUAAUUUCUCUUCAUGAUGUUUAAAAUCACAUAAUUAUGACAAGCUUUAAUUAAGAGAGAGAGAUUAGGCCUUGUUUCUUUUCAUGGUUCUAACUUAUAGGAUAUCUGGAAAAAACUAGUCCCAUUUUUUUGUUUUCUUCCUGCAUUUGUUCUUUGGAUUCCUUUUUCUUAUUUUAGGUUAUUUAACAGAUGUAGCUUCAAUCUUACUUCUUUAUAUAUUUUACUAUUAAUAGAAUCUGAAACUUGUUUAUAUUUUAUUGUUAAAGGGGUUCUUGGUUGGUCGAUCUAGCAGCAUCUUCUUGUGGGUCAGCUCAGUUUCUGCUGUAGUGUCAUUUGAGCAAGAAUCCAAAUUUGUGUUGAAGAAUUUUUGACUACUUGUGUUCUUUUGACCAAAAGAUUUGGCCUUUUCUCUGGUUGGGGUUCUCUUCAAAGAUUUGGUCUUUAAUCUUGAGAAAGAUUGGAUUUCGAUCAUCUGAUUCUUUUAAACUCAAAGAUUUGGUUUUUAAAAAAAAAGAUUAAAUUUUGAUCGUUUCAAGAUUUGACUUUUUUUUUUUUUUUUGACAAAGAUUGAAAUUUUAUGUCAAAUUUCGCAUAAGUUCUUGAGAAAGAAGCCUAUUCUUUUAUGUAUUCUUCAAGGGCUUGAGAGCAAUGUUUAUUUCUACUGAAGAUGAAAAUAUGCCAUUGCCUUUGGAAAAUGGGAAAGCUUUGGAAAAUUCUUCUCCAAUAGUAUCAAAUCCAGAUUCCAAGGAUGAUGAGACUUCCCAAGAGAUUCCUUCAACUUUCACAGAUGUCAAUGUAGUUCAAGAAGAUGAAAAGUUUCAGCUUGAGCAGAUGAUUUUGAAUUUAGAAGGUGAAAUUGCGAGUUUGAGGCAUAAAGAGAGAUCUUUGGAUGAAAAAAGAAGAGAGGCAUUGAAUAAGAUACUAGACAUUAAAGGUUGCAUUCGUGUGUUUUCCCGAGUUAGACCAUUUUCUCCAACAGAUAAACAGAGAACUCAUCAGCCGAUUUCUGUUGAAUCGGAGAAGAUUGUAGUAAGAUCUGGUGGAAGCAGGAAAGAAUUUGAAUUUGACAAGGUUUUCCCUCAGGAAUCACUCCAAGAAAAUGUUUUUGCUGAGGUUGAUCCAAUUAUCAGAUCUGCACUUGAUGGGCACAAUGUAUGUAUAUUAGCUUAUGGACAAACUGGAACUGGCAAGACAUAUACUAUGGAGGGAAUCACAGAGUCUCCAGGGAUCAUUCCUCGUGUUCUUCAGGAGCUUUUUAACCUUUCCUCUUCAGAUAGCUCGAGUUCAUAUACAUUUUCGAUUAGUAUGCUCGAAGUCUAUUUGGGCAGUAUAAGGGAUUUGCUUGCUCCAAGGCCUUCCAGUCGUAAAUACACUGCAUCGAGAUGCAAUCUAAAUAUUCAAACAGAUUCAAAAGGAUCAGUUGAAAUCGAUGGUUUGACUGAGGUAGAAAUCUCUAAUUUUACGAAAGCAAAAUGGUGGUAUCAUAAGGGGAGGCGAGUUAGAUCCACAUCAUGGACGAAUGUAAAUGAAACAUCCAGCAGAUCGCAUUGCUUGACGAGGAUCAGUAUAUAUCGCUAUGGGGAUACUUUGGGAGGUAAAGCAGAAGCAAGCAAACUGUGGAUGGUUGAUCUUGGAGGGAGUGAGCGCUUACUUAAAACAGGAGCUACUGGACAAACCCUUGACGAGGGGAGGGCAAUAAAUCUCUCUCUUUCUGCACUAGGUGAUGUUAUUGCAGCUCUUAGAAGAAAGAAAGGCCACGUUCCUUAUAGAAAUAGCAAAUUGACACAAGUUCUCAAGGAUUCUUUAGGUGAUAAAUCAAAAGUUUUGAUGGUAGUCCAUGUUAGUCCAUACGAAGAGGAUGUUGGAGAAACAACAUGCUCCUGUACCUUUGCAAAGAGAGCAAGAGCAGCGGAAUGCAAUAGAGAGCUCUCAGAAGAAUCAAAGAAGCAAAAAGAAAAGAGGAUCGCGGAGCUUGAGGAGCAAAUGAAGGAAGCUGAAGAAGGAUGUACAGAACUUUGUACUCAAAUACAGAAGGCUGAUUUUUUAUUGAGUGAAAACAAAAGGCUUUUCAUGAAGAAAUAUCAGCCACUUGAAGAUGAAGAAACCUUUCCUAUAACCCCAAAGCAAAACGUUCCUGAAAUCACAGUAACUCCAAGAAACUCUGAGAAGGGACAAAAAACAAAUGUCAAUAGCUCGGUGCCUCGAUUCAUGAGUUCCACGGUUGCCAGUCGAAUAAGAGAGACUACAGCAGAAAAGGAAAUCCAUAGCAGACCAAAAAGUGUGAGAUCAUGGGCUAGGAGCUCUAUGCAAAUUUCUGGUUCACAAUCAAAUAGCUUUGAACGUCGUUUCAAAGCUCACUUACGGACUUCAAAUAAAAGAUCACGUUAUAGUGAAACUAAUACCAUGGCAGGGGAUAUUAAGUAUGGCGAUGAUUCAGAUAUCAAGCCAUCUAUCCUACCACAAAGCAAGACUAUGGCGCCCUCGGAUCCAAAACCUAGAAAACCACUAGCUCACCACAGAAGAAGGAUGUCUGAUCUUCUCUAACUAUUACAAGAGUUGAUCAAAGGUGCUUAGCUUCUUUUUUUCCCUUUUGGUGUUUUGACUUUGGUUUGGUGUUGCUGCUGCUACUACUGCCAUUGUUUUUAUUUUUCUUUAUGGUCUGAAGUGAUUCAAGAUCGACUACGAGAGAAAUUCUUUCAAGGGUUCAUGUGUUAUAGGUGUCAUUUCUUGAGAUAGUAUUAACUUUAUACUUUGCAGAAAGAAUGGUUUCUUUAGGCUUGUGUGUUUACAUCAAAAUGUCAUGUUGUUUUGACAGUGUGAAGCAAGUGCAUGGAAAAAACUUUUCAAUUCAUGUUGUAACCAUACAGUUCAGAAUGUAUUAACAAAAACUGACUAUUUGAAGUUUGCUCCUCCUCUUCUA
Messenger RNA from Solanum pennellii, 3189 nucleotides. RefSeq names its product kinesin-like protein KIN-14U. The transcript is spliced from 10 exons. Gene Ontology annotation, molecular function: ATP binding; microtubule binding; microtubule motor activity. Bases 918 to 2813 code for a protein of 631 amino acids. Gene Ontology annotation, biological process: microtubule-based movement. Lineage: Eukaryota; Viridiplantae; Streptophyta; Magnoliopsida; Solanales; Solanaceae. The record is from RefSeq and is a predicted model, not a curated record.